AUUGACGUCCUUCCCCUUGGGCAAACUGGUCAAUAUGUCAUUAAAUUCAACCACGGUCAAUACCCGCAGAGGUAUUGCUUCAAGCAGGAGAGAAAUACUUAACCUUUCCUCAUCUGCGAGACCAAGCGCCUUGCGGAGAAAACAAGCCUCUAAAAAACAGUCCCCACUGGAUUCUCCGACGAAUGACAACGUCAGUGGAAACGCUGGUUCGUGCCGUUAUGACAGUUCUCUCGGUCUCCUCACGAAGAAAUUUGUGAAUCUAUUAAAGGAAGCAAAGGAUGGAGAUUUGGACUUGAAUACGGCGGCCACUGCGUUACAGGUUCAAAAGCGCAGAAUAUACGAUAUUACCAACGUAUUGGAAGGAAUUGGCUUGAUUGAAAAAAACACGAAAAAUCAUGUUCGUUGGAAGGGAGCACAACGGCAGCAAUCUGCAUAUUCAAUUCGCCAAGAUUACAAACAAAAGAUCGAAGAACUUCGGGCUGCAAAUGCUAAUCUCGAAUCAGAGAGGUUAGAACUGGAAAAGGCUGAUCUGGAUGUGGAUAUCAGCAUCAAAAGUAUAUACGAAACUGAUGAAAGUCCGAGAUUGGCAUUCGUGUACCAAUCGGAAAUUGAGAAUAUCGAGUCCUUACACGGAGAUAUUCUUAUUGCGGUUUCUGAUGCACCAUUGCACAUAACUGAAGCAGUUGAGAUCCACAUACAACCAUCGAAUAAUCCGCCAGUUCAUAUUUUUCCACUCACGGAUAAUAGCUCGGGACGUAACCUCAACGUCUCGGAUGGUCAUUAUCCGCGUACAUUUCUACAUCAACCCAGUCCGCCAUUAAAU
Acaulospora morrowiae is the source of this 823-nucleotide messenger RNA. The record is from the annotation of a GenBank genome assembly. NCBI's taxonomy places the organism in Eukaryota, Fungi, Glomeromycota, Glomeromycetes, Diversisporales, Acaulosporaceae.